Brassica rapa (field mustard) is the source of this 6766-nucleotide messenger RNA. RefSeq lists its product as uncharacterized. NCBI's taxonomy places the organism in Eukaryota, Viridiplantae, Streptophyta, Magnoliopsida, Brassicales, Brassicaceae. The record is from RefSeq and is a predicted model, not a curated record.
UAACUUGCAGGGUUUGAAUGGAAAUGUGGCAAUCGAGGCAAUCAAACCAACCAGCAUGUUCUUCAAGCCAACCGAGUACAGAAAACAAAUAAAGCUAGGGACAAGGUGUAUGAUACCUAGCGCGAUUAAGACGCUAAAAAAUCUGAAACCCAAGCUGUCUAACGCGGAGAUGAGCUGGUUCACGGAGCAUCCUCAAUUCAGACACAUUUUCCACAUGAAGAUAGAGACUAACCACAGGGUUCAGGGAAUGUGGAUGUUGUUGUUGCGUACUGCUGGUAUCGAGAAGCUGAGAGAAGUGUGGUUCAUUGUGAAUGGGGUUCCAAUCCGUUACGGGCUGAGGGAACAUGGUUUGAUAUCUGGGCUAUUCUGCCAGAACUAUCCUCUCGGCUACAAAGAGCUUGGUGGGACGAGGUUCGUUGAUCGUCAUUUCAAGGAAGGAGAACCGAGAAGGUUAGAGGAUGUUAAGAAGAAGCUGGUGAACAUGGGAUCCCACAAAGACAGACUGAAGAUGGCUGUUCUAUUCUUCUUAGCUUCGGUUGUUUGUGCGCAAACGAAGGUUGGACACAAGCCUAAUGAUGUAUUGGAGGUGUUCCAGAGAGCAGUGGAUGAUCUUGAGUACUGCAAGUCCUUUCCGUGGGGGAGAUUUUCCUAUGAUUACAUGCUGAAGGAGAUCUCUCACACAAUGAAGCAUUUUGGAGGGGUGGUGAAAGAGAAAACAUUAUGGCCGCUACCAGGUUUCUGUGUUCCAUUAGAGCUUCUUGCAUUCGAGGCAAUUCCGAAGCUAGGAAUAGCGUUCAGAGAGACUGUGGUUGGAGCUGGUCGCGACUGUUCGAGGAUGUGCAAGUCCUACUUUAAACGAAAUGGAAUGACAGGGGUGUCACUUUUUGUGAUAAACAAGGAACUGGGUAACACAACUGUAAGUCUUCCUGUGAACUGUGGUAGAACUAGGGUAGGAAUAAAGUGAAACUGUGGUAGAAGUAAGGUAGUACUAGAAAGGGAACUAGGGUAGGAAUAAAGGGAAACUGUGGUAGAAGUAAGGUAGUACUUAUUUUCUUUUUAGACAUUAGAAAUUGCUAAGUUUUAAAAUUAUUUAUGUGUGUGACAGGAUAUUGACAGCAUCAUCCCCACCAAAACUUCACGAGAAGAUAGCCUUUUGGAUGAGAUUAUGGAAGAUGAAGACGAUGUUGAUCAAUCUGAUAUAGCUGUGGACAGUUGGGAGAAGUGUCUGGAUGCAGGGCAGAAGGUUUUUUUUAAAGACAUGUUCGACGAAGAUGUAGCUGGGCGUGAAAAACAGCGAGAACCAAUUGAAGAUGCAACAGGGGAUGGAGUACAGGUAGGUGAGCAGUCGAUUCAGCUGGGAGAUGUUAUGAAUAUGCUGAAAAAAACAAUGAAACUGAUGAGGAAAAUUGACAAGAAAGUUGACCAGCUGGAUGGGAGAUUGGCCCCACUUGAGGAGUUUGUCAAGGAAGCACAAGGCAAAGUAGUAGAGGUUGAAGAAGCAGAAUCACAAGGGAAAGACAAAAGAAAGAAAACCCAGAAGUCUGUGGGGAAAGGCAAAAAACAGAAAACCAAGUGAAGUCGAGUGGAGUUGAGUGAAACAAAGUCUCUGGAUGUUUUAUGUUAAAUCGUUUUUUUUGUUAAAGACAAACGAAGUCUGAAUGUUUAUCUUGAUUGUGAUGUGGAUUUACAACUUUAACUAUGUUAUGACUAAGUUGUUAUGUUAUAUUAGUGUUGUAAUAUUGUUAUUAGAUUUGUCUCGUUUUAGGUGAAUGAUAAUUAUAUGACAUAUUACCAAUUGAACUGAAAUCCACUAAGCCAACACUCAAGACAAACAAAGUUCUUAACAUAACCACAUAAUAAGUCUAACAUUAGAUAAGAUUCAAAGACUUAACAGAACAAACCUAGUAGUACUUAUACAAGUCUUAACAGAACAAAAAAAAGACUUGUAACCGAAACUGGAAAUAGAUAGGGAAUACAAAGCAAAGUUCUUAUUUUUAGCACAUCCAUAUUAAGAACUUGAGAUUUGAGAAUCUCAUGGACGAGAGGUAGAGGUAAUAAUCCUCUUAAGCUUAGCAAUCUCUUCAGCCAUAUCAUUCACCUCCAUCCUUAGGCGCCUCAUUUCAUCCUCAACACCAAAAGCCCAUGGCUGACGAAAGUGCAUCCCAUCGUCCUACACAGUUUCACGCAUAGUAUAACUCAGUUUUACCCAGAGUAUAACUAGGUUUCACUUAGUAGGAUUAAACAGUUUUACCCAGAGUAUAACUAGGUUUCACUCAGUAGGAUUAACACAGUUUUACCCAGAGUAUAACUAGGUUUCACUCAGUAUUAACACAGUUUUACCCAGUAUAACUAGGUUUCACUCAGUAGUUCACUAAGUUAAUUUGUCUUAUCCAGAGUAUAACUAAGUUUAACUUAGUUCUACAAAGAAGGAAAUUAUCUCAUAAUUCUUGCAGGUGAAGUACCUACUCCCAGGCAAGGUAUCGAAAUCGUGGCGAUACUUAGGAUUUGGAGAAACAUCUGUCUUGAUUUCACCGCCACAUGGACAACGGGUAGGAAUUCCAUACUGGGCAUCGCAAAUGUAGCCUAACAUGUCGUAGUGUUUCUUGUGUUUCUUCAUGUCCUUCAUCUCUUGGUACGGGUGAGUCAUCGUCAGUAGAGGGAAUUUUGAAAUAGAUAAGAUGAGGGAGGGAAGAGUGUGAGGAGUGUGAGGAGGAGGAGGAGUGGAGUAGAUAAGAUGAGGGAGGGAGGUCGGUAGAUAUCAACGAGAUGAGAAGAGAGUAAAGAGAGAGAGGAGAGGAUUUGUCUCAGAGGAGAGAGAGAGAGAGAAAUAAUUGACUAAAGUGAGACAGAGCACAGUAGACGAGACGAGACGGAGAGCAGAGAGGGAGUCUACUUUUUGACCGAAAUAAUUGAGAUUUUUGGAAUAUUAUCGAUUAGGCGCGAAAAUUUUUUUAGUUUCCCCCCCCCCCCCAAAAUAUUUGCUCAUAGUUAUACUGAAGUUUCAGGUGUUACCAAAUUUCUUCAUAGUUCUAUUUUUCGUGAUUUCAACAUUUUUUAGUUUUACGUAUAAUUUAAAUUGGUUAAGAAGGUUUUACUUGUUAUUUUCCCUCAUUACCAUUCAAGUUUAACUUAUAAUUGCAAGAAUAUUUUCGAAAGCACGAGAAUUGUAGAAUAGUCCUUUGUAAGCUACUCUUAUUAAGAAAAUGAAUUUGGAAAGACUAUACAAUGCAUAAUAGAAAAUGUGAUGACGAUGAAUUAGUUUAGGUUUUUUCACUAAUAUAAUUUCAGGAGGAGUUUCUGUUGAUGAAUUAGGGGAGUAGUGAAGUGAAUGUGUUUGUGCAUUAACAAUUUUGUGUUGGAUUAGAGGGGAUGAUGUCAAGUAAAUAUCUGUUAUUUACGAUCAUAGUAACACCUUGUUUUACUAGUUUUCCGUGGUUUUCCAUAGUUGCAACAUAAGUUCGACAGUGCACAGACUUAGAAAAUACAUAGGUUCCAAUACAGGGAAACAUAAGUAAGUAAACUUAGAAUAAAACUUUCUCACACCAUUAAACAUAGAGAUUUUGAAAGUCUCUAACAAUUUCCUCUUCUUGUUGGAUCCUCUCCAAAUUAAUUGUGAGUUCUGCAAUGGUUUGGUUUAACUGCUCGAUCACCCUACUCUUCUCUUGGAUCUCAUCUCGGGCUUCAAUCAAAGCCAUUUUUUGCCAUUCUGUACCAUCCUCUACAUCAAACCAUUUGAAGUAGUUGCAUCCAUUUUUCUCCUGCCAAAAAUUCCAUUGUAAAUAAUUUCUUUAUUUUUCAAUCUUGGAUCACAAUUGCUAUCAUCAGCUGGGAUACCUUAUAACGCGGACAGCCAUAAAAUCGUCGCCCCGGGUUCUUGUCUGUCCAAGCUUGUCUUAUUUCGGCAUCUACGCGACAGAAACACAAUUUUCUUGCAGAAUUUUCCCUUCUCCUUGACGAACCCGAACCAUCUCCUUGCAUCUUCGAUAUUUUGUCCUCAGAAAGUAAGCAGAAGAGUCUCGAGAGAGAGAAGUGAGAGAAGAGAGAGAGAGAAGAUGGAGAAUUUAUAUCAUUUAUUGGAUAUAUAAACGACCAAAUUCGGGUAUAUUCAGGAACAAUUAUACUUAGUUAUACCAAGGUUCUCAGUAGUUGUCCAAACCCGAUUAAAAUUAACAACAACAACAUUCCAAGUUCAACAUACCAAAAGCAACAUAGCAAAAGCAACAUAGCAAAAGCAACAUUCCAAGAUUUAGUUUGUUUCACUUGGAGGAUUAGAACGCAUUCCAAACAACAGCCAAUUAAAACCAAAAUUUGUCCUCGCUCGCCUUACGUUUUAUGUCCUUUUACGCCGUUCUCCAACUGAUGGAUUCCUAUUAACCUUUUUCCUUCCCUUCCUUGUCAGCUUUUUCGGAGGUAUGAUCUGAAGCUCUUUGAUGUGAUCUGGUACAAUCCAUUCAGAUUUGUCCGGCACAGAAUAAAUGGUCCUGUAAUAAGCCAUUGCCCAAAGUUCUGUCCAGUAAUACUUUGAGCACAACUGAUGAUACUCUAUGUUGACCUCACGUCGACGACCAUUAGCAGCAGGAACCUCAAGGAAAUAUAAGUAACCAGCAAGUCCGUGAAGACAAGGAUACUUUUCAUAAUCAAAUACCUUGCAGCUACACGACUUCGCUAUCAAAUUCACCAAAUAAACCUUCCCAUUGUCAGUGUCGGUAACCUCGUACUCAAGAUCAUAACUAUUCAGCUCACGCACUGGCGUUUUCUCAGCUUUGCCCCAUAAGUUGUGCAAAUGGAUCUCAACCAGAGGAACCAGUUUGGUAUCAAGUGAUCCAGACACGGCGUCCUUCCGAUGUUCAUUAAACCAGUCAGAUAUUUUUUUGAUGAUUGUAUCCAACAAUGGUAUCAAGGCAUACCUCCUUGCGUCCCUAAACGCGCUAUUCAUCGACUCCACACUGUUGCUAGUGUCCAAGUUGUAUCUACAACCUGGAAAGUAGACCCUAGCCCAUGUUGCUCUGUUAGUGUUCUCCUCCAAAUACUUGCAGGCUGAAGGAUAUCUCACCUUAAAAGAUGCAUAAGCAGCCUCGAACUCAGGCACUGUGUAAUACCUAGCCAACUCCAUAAAUCUCCAUGGCACUACGGCUUUGAUGGUGUUACAAGCAUGGUUUCUCACAUUCUGAGCUAGAUGCCAUAUACAAUGGCCAUGGUGAGAUUGUGGAUACACAUUAGCUACAGCAGUGAUGAGGCUCUGAUUUCUAUCGCUCAUAAAAACUAUUUCAGAAGAGUCCGGUAUAACAGUUUUGAGCAUCUCGAAAAACCAAGUCCAACUAGCAUUAUUCUCACCGUCAAGUACCGCAAACGCGAGAGGAUAAUGGUGACGAUUAGGAUCUUGAGCUUUAGCAAAUACUAGUACCCACCAUAUCCGUUCUUCAAAAAUGUAGCAUCCACAAGAAUCACUUUCCUCAUGGCCUUAAACCCUUCAAUGCAAGCUCCUAAAGCUAUGAAAAGGUACUUGAACUUACCUGCCUCAUCCAACUUCACCUCUGUUGUUGUUCCGGAAUUAACCUGCUCUAACAUGUACAAGUAGCUAGGCAACAUCUUGUAGCUGUCUUCUGAAUUACCACGCAACUCACGCAUAGCUAGAUUUUUCCCUCUCAAGGCUGUGGAGUAAGAUACCGAUACACCCAGUCUUAACUUAAUUAAGUCUAUGAUAUCUCUCGGAACAGGAGUCAUCAGUUUUCCAGGAUAUUCCUCAUUCAAAAAAGUUGCAACUAAUUCUGCAGAUCCUUUCCUCUUGCUGUUGCAGCUAUUACUUUGAUUAGUCCGAGAGCAUGUAUGCACACCCCAGUACCUCAUAAUAGAAAAAAUUUCCGUCUCUCGAAUCCUCGCAGCUCGCAAUCCCCAUUUACAGUUUGCUUCACAACAUUUUAACACCAACCGUUUUCGAUCAGAUUUUUUAAUAACAUAACGAAAGCUGCAACCAAAUGCAGCUCUAUCCACCACCUCUUGAAGUGAUCUCUUGUUUGGAAAUUCCUGCAGAAGGUACAGACCCAUAGCAUCUCCCCAUUCCUCUAUAACUUGACUACAUUUUACUAAAGGUAGCUGCUCAACAUACAUAUUACCACUGCCAUCCAUAUUAGCUGUGGUGUCCUUCUCAGGAGCGGUUUCUGUCUCAGCUGCAGUUUCAGUCUCAGCUGCAGUUUCCGUCUCAGCUGCAGUUUCCGUCUCAGCUGCGGUUUCUGUCUCAGCUGCAGUUUCCGUCUCAGCAUCUGUUUCCAUAAAAUCAUCAUGUCUUCUUUCGUAAUCAUUCUCUACCUCUAUCUGCUUCUUCUGUUGAUCUGCCUCCCCGUUUUCUACGUACAGAAUCAAGGCUUUAGGUCCGACUUCAUCAUCAUUUCCCUGCAAUGCUUGGUAAUUCAUACCAACAGAACUUUUGCACACUCUUGACACCACCUCUAACUGAUCCGAUACACUCGUCUCCUCCACUAACAAAAGACUUCUACAGUUGUCUUUAUCAAUUGUUAUUAGGUAAACAAACAAAUCCUCAUCAUCACAAAUAGUUAGCUCUGCCUCACAUCCAACCACCAUCGGCAUGUACCUCAGCACCAGUUUUACAUUCCUUUCAUUCAACGACAACUUUUUAUACAACCUUUCUUCAAGCAUUGCCAAAGUUAUAUCAUCCACUGUUGUCUUCAUGGUUACACUAUAGACUCGAUCUUUGAAUUUGAAAUGUAUGCUCACGUGUUUCGACAUUGUAUCCUGCAAAAACAACAAA